Molecule: messenger RNA, 486 nt
Organism: Aureobasidium melanogenum CBS 110374
Lineage: Eukaryota; Fungi; Ascomycota; Dothideomycetes; Dothideales; Saccotheciaceae
Exons: 1
Coding region: 1-486 (161 amino acids)
Biological process (GO): proteasome assembly
Source: RefSeq, a predicted model, not a curated record
AUGCAGACACAAUCGCAGCCCUCUGCAAUUUCACAACCACCGAACCUCACCUUCUCAAGCUUCCCAGCACCCAGCAAGUCAAACAGCAGCACCAUCGCCGGCGUACCCACCCAGAUCACCGCCCUAAACUUCGCUGACAAGCUUGUCCUCACAAUCUCUCAAUCCGGCCGUCUGAAUCACUGGCUCCAUGUUCCUCUCGCUGGAGGCCGUCCUCUAGACAACGGCUUCUUGAACCCAUCCUCCGAAACCGAUGUUGACGCAAGUCUACUACCAUUUGCGCAUUUGACAGCGACCACCGUGCUGGGCGGCACAAGAGGAGAGUUUGAGGUACUGGGGCAGACAUUGGCUACAACGCUUGCUACGGCGUUGUUGAUGAGGAACCCUGAGGAACAGAGGAUGCUAGUGGUGGGAUUGGGAUUGGAGAAGGCUGAUCAGGGAAGAGAGGCUUUUGAUGAGUUGAUUGGUGCUUGUUUGGAGUGUCUGUGA